This is a messenger RNA of Argiope bruennichi, 1377 nucleotides long. RefSeq lists its product as uncharacterized. The record is from RefSeq and is a predicted model, not a curated record. The transcript has a single exon. Bases 1 to 1377 code for a protein of 458 amino acids. Lineage: Eukaryota; Metazoa; Arthropoda; Arachnida; Araneae; Araneidae.
AUGCAAGAAAUCAAAGUAAGACAGCAUUUCUUACCUCACCAUCCUGUCUUCUCGGAGAAUUCGACGACCAAAGUUCGACCCGUUUUUGAUGGUUCAGCUAAAGAAAAGAAUGCACCUUCUAUUAAUGACUGCCUCGAAAAGGGACCAAAUCUUGUUGAACUCAUUCCAUCUCUCAUAAAUCGCUUUCGUGUUGGAAAAUAUGGGGUGAUAUCUGACAUCAAGAAGGCCUUUCUGCAAAUUGGAUUACAAGAACGAGAUAGACCAUAUCUCAGAUUUUUAUGGAAGGAUAGAGGAAAAGAAGGAAAUAUCAAGAUCCUGCAGCACAAAAGAGUUGUGUUCGGAAUAUCCUCCAGUCCUUUCCUUCUGGGAGCUACAUUAGAAUUUCAUUUAAAAAACGCUUCAUAUCAUCUCAAGGAAACAGCUCAGCAACUUAUGAGGUCUUUCUACAUUGAUAAUUGUGUUUUCAGCGUCAACAGAAAAGAAGAACUCGCUAGAUUUAUUUCGGAAUCGCAAGCACUAUUAUCUACUUCCAUGUUUGAACUUCGAGGGUGGGAUCAUUCUCCUAUUGAAGACAAAACUGAAGAAAUGCAAGAAGACCGAAAGGUUCCAGUUCUUGGACUUCUGUGGAAUUUGCCAAAGGAAACUAUAUCUCUAGAUUUGAAAAGUUUGAUAAAAGAAGGUAAGGGAACUAUUACAAAAAGAAAAAUCCUAUCAACCGUUCAUCGAAUCUUUGAUCCGAUAGGAUUUUCUUGUCCAGUGACUCUAGAGCCCAAAUCUUUGUUGCAGGAAUGUUGGAAAUUGGGGCUCUCAUGGGAUGCUGAAUUCUCUCAGCUGAUAACCGAAAUAUUCGAACUCUGGAAGAUGAAAUUACCGAAAUUGAAUGCUCUUGAAAUACCAAGAUGUGUACGUGAGGACUUUGCAGAAGAUUCCAAAUUUUCCAUCCAUGUUUUCUGUGACGCAAGUCAGAGUGCCUACGCUACAUGUAUCUUCUUGAGAGCUGAAUCUGCUGAUAGCACGUCGUGCCAGUUAAUACAAGCUAGAAAUAGAGUUGCUCCUUUGAAAAAGAUCUCUAUUCUACGCCUAGAACUUUUGUCCUGCACAAAUGGAGCUAGAUUGGCAAAAACAACCAUCUCCGAACUUGGACUUGAGAACAUACCAAUCUUCUACUGGUCUGACUCCAUGAAUGCUUUGUAUCGGAUCAAAAGAAAUGAGAACUGGGCCACGUUCGUUUACAACAGGGUACUGGAAAUCCGUAAACUCACUAAUCCUGAAAACUGGAGGCACAUAAAUGGAACAUUAAACCCAGCUGACCUUCCAUCACGAGGUUCCAAUGCAGAGGAACUUGUGAAGUCUCUUUGGUGGAACGGUCCAAAUUGA